AUGUACAGUCAAUUAUCAGAAAGUGAUAGAUUAAAGUAUAUAGAGUUAUAUACUAUUGUUAGUAGUUUGGGAUUGGUGAUAUCUGAAGAAAGUUUGUUAUCAGAGCUAAGUAUCGCUGAUUGUAAAAGACAUUCUCAAAAGAUUGAGAAAUUGAAAUUGUUGGAAUUAAAGUGUGUUAAUUCGGAAGCUAUUGAAAGUGAUUUAAGUGUAAAGGAGGUAGAAGAUAGUGAUAAUAUGACGUUUACUCCUAAAAGUACUACUUGGACUGCAAUGGUCAAUGUUUUUGACUCCAAGAAGGAAAAGUUUUCUAUUUUUUUGAAGAAGUUGGUUAAUGCUAUGAAGAUUGAUGGUGUUGGCGAUUCCGAUAUUCAAUUAAUGUUAUUGAAAGCUAAACUGGAUACUGAAUCUGCUUAUAGACUAGAUAAUUAUAAAGAAAGUAAAGGAAACAUUACUUUUGUUCAAGCAAGUGCAUUUUUAACUGAAGUAUAUGAUGGAGAUAGAGCAAGAAAUAUGGCUUCUAUAAAAGCUGAGAAAACUUCUUUGGAUGGUAUUGAUGAAGCAACUAAAACAAGAACAAUUAAGACACAGUUAAGAAAUAAAUUGAGUUUUAAUGUAGUAUUAAAGACAAGAUUCUUGGAUAGAUUUGAUUUUUAUUCUGAUUUUUGUGAAUUAGCUAUGGAUAUAUCUGAUUAUUGGUAUGCUAAUAAUGAUAAGAAAGGAAGAGGUAAAAAAAAUUUACAUGAAAAUAAUUUGGGUAAUAAUGGCAAUAGAAAUUUUGAUAUAAAUAAGAUUCAAUGUCAUAAAUGUAAGAAUUAUGGGCAUUAUGCAAAUAAGUGUGAAAAUAAAAUGAAUGAAACUGUAAAGCUUGAAAAUAAGAAAGAUCAAUAUUCUAAUAAUAAGGUAGUUUCAAAUGUAGAAUCUAUUGAACUUAAGGAAAGUGUAAGCAAAGUAAAUAAGAUUAGUAUGGUUAUUAAUCCUAAUCCAUUGAUUAUUUUGAAUAUGGGAGUAGGGAAAGGAUUUGUUGAUACUUUAAUUGAUAGUGGUAGUUCUGUUUCGCUUAUGUCUAUGAAAUCUCUUAAAGUUUUAUUGAAGGAUGAAGAUAUUGAAUUGAAGAAUACAGAUACCGUUUUAGUAGGUGCAUUUGGUAAUGAAACUGUUCCAGUUGGGAAAGUUAACAUGAGAGUUUCUUAUAAUAAUAUGCAACAUUUUAUUGAUAUUAUUAUUGUAUCACAAUUUAAUUAUGAUAUGAUUCUUGGUAUUAAUGAAAUAAAGUUAUUUAAUAAGUUAAAUAUUCCUUCUGAGUAUUUUUCAGCUGAAAUGGAGACUAAAAUAUUAAAUAAAGGUGAAAUAGUUAAAUCUUACUUAAAUAAUAGAGUUGUUAAUGCUGCGUCUGAGUUAGAAGUUUCAAAUGAGUAUAUUCUUGAGGAGAUUAAGAAAAAUUAUCCACAAGUUGAUAAAGUGUUGAGUAGACAUUCUAAUGAUAUUGGGAAAUUUAUUCACAAAGUUCCUAAGAUUGAAUGGGAUACUUCUGUAGAACAUUCAUAUUUUCCUUAUAAAUAUCCAGUUCAUCAGUUGGAAAUUGGUUAG
Messenger RNA from Strongyloides ratti, 1587 nucleotides. RefSeq names its product Zinc finger, CCHC-type domain and Aspartic peptidase domain-containing protein. Bases 1 to 1587 code for a protein of 528 amino acids. Lineage: Eukaryota; Metazoa; Nematoda; Chromadorea; Rhabditida; Strongyloididae. The record is from RefSeq and is a predicted model, not a curated record. The transcript is spliced from 2 exons. Gene Ontology annotation, molecular function: nucleic acid binding; zinc ion binding.